This is a messenger RNA of Peniophora sp. CBMAI 1063, 1746 nucleotides long. NCBI's taxonomy places the organism in Eukaryota, Fungi, Basidiomycota, Agaricomycetes, Russulales, Peniophoraceae. The record is from the annotation of a GenBank genome assembly.
AUGGCUCGCUUGGAACAACAAGAUGUGGACCACUUGACUACCAGCACUCCCGUUGAUGCACAUCCAGAUGAGUCUCGCGCCACCAAGAACACUCGCAAGAGGAAAGCCACCACGGAAGGCGAGCGAACCGCUCGCAAGAAGCGCAAAGGACGACUCAGUGUACUUCCCACCUUGCCCCUCGACAUACUCUAUGAAAUCUUUGCCCACCUCAGCCCUGGCGAUUUGCUGCACCUCGCGCGCACAACGAAGUCUUUCCGCAACAUUCUUAUGACGCGCAAAGCUGCAUUCAUCUGGAGGGAAGUACUUGAUGCGUCUGUCGAAAACGGAGAUCCUCCGCGACCCGCAGACGUGUCCGAGCCUCAGUGGGCUGCGCUUGUCUAUGGUAGACCUUGGUGCACGGCAUGUGGCGCGAGAACAUCAGGCUCUACUAAUUGGACGCUCCGCGUGCGUCUUUGCACGAGUUGCGUCACAGAACAGUUUCGUGUCGUCAGUAUGUGGAUGUAUACAGUCCCUCACAAGGACCCGGACACACGCCUGCACGAAGUUUUGCCGGCUGAUUGUGUCAACUACCCUUCCUAUACCCGGAAGUCAACCCGCCCUGAACUGGUCGUCACAGUCAAAGAUCUUGAGUCCUAUAAGGACGCGCUCGCGAGCCUGCGAGAGCAGUAUCCCGACAAUGCCGUAUUUGAGGCACAGCGAAAGAUACUCGACGAUGCCAUGAAAUCCGCGCUUCUAAAGAGGAUAGAGCACGCUUCGCAAUGCGGCCACAUCGAUAGCACAAAGGCGGAAUCUCGUGGGAACGAGCUCAAUGACAUCCGCAAGAAUCGUCACACUGAAAUCAAAGCGCGCCUGUUAGCUCUCGGAUAUCUUGAUGUCGACGUCGGGCAUGGCGAUCUGGGGAGGCACAAGGAUGUGUGGGUUCCGCGCCCACUCACAGAACGAGUCUGGGAAAAGAUCGAGCCGUCCGUCAGGCAAUGCGUCGAAGGUAUCCACCGGCGUCGCAUUCACGAAGAGGUCUGCCAGCGCCGGCGCGGGCGCGAGAGUCUUGUCGGCCAGGCGUACUUGGACUUCCUACGAACCAUCGCCGACGGUACUCAGUCCUUCAUGCCAUCUCUGGCAAACCUGGUCAAGCUCCCGCUGGUCUCCAACGUUAUCGGCGAGGACUUGGAUCCCUCCGAUGACAUGCUUGCUUCUAUCGAGCCUGCUCUUCAAUCGUCUCGGCCGGAGAUAAUCAAGUGGAUGCAGCGUCGAGCUCAGCAACUCCGAGAACUCGUUCCGGACGAUUGGCCGCAUGUGGCACCGUACAUCGCGGAGUCCGAUAUAGAGUUCUCAACGUUCCAGCCUGAGGAAGCCUUCAAGGACCUCGAUCUCGUCGCUUACACUUGGCACUACCCCCUUGGCCUCGGCACAAGCAUCUCCACUCAUGUCAUCUACGGAUUAGAUGCCAUAGCCCAGCAGAACGAGAAGAAACAUGACGUUCUCAGCGUCAAGCCCGCAAAGCGAGCUCAUCUGGUGAUGAGGCAGAUACUCAGUCUACUAGGCCUGGAUCCUGCCCAGACCACAGUACCCCAGAUGCACCAGCUGGCAGACUCUGAGCUCUUCAUCUGCGAAGGCUGUGUCGGCGCUGGUGUCUUCCUGGAUCGCGACAAGAUCAACACCUACACCCCCAAGCCUGCUGGGCACCUCGACGAUAUCAACUCCGUGUUAGCAUACAAGAGUCGGGCGAGACACCCGGCAAGUAUUUGA